UGCCCCUUCAGCCAAUCAGCGCGCAGCAUUCGUUGAACCGCAAUGGCGGACUCGGCGGCGCUGCUCGGAGACGUCGCUCCUCCUCCCCGCGAGCCCUCCGGGGUGUCCAGCUGCGGGGACUGCGUGGCGGCGAUCCUGAAGCUGCUCUCAGACCUCCACAGACAGUUGAAUUCGGGUGAAGCUGCUCUGAGAAUGGAGGUCAACCCUCAGCUGUCCUCAGCUGCUCGGGUCUACGCCUGUUUGCAGGAUCACAUCGCUAAAUUACAGUUGGUUUCAGAGGACCUGAAGUUGCUGGUGGACAGUUCCACAAACAGCAGCGCGUCAGAAGAAGCCGCGAGGACGUCGCCGGUCAGGGAGCGCGCGCCCGUUCACGGUUGCCAAAGCUCGGAGGCUGCAGAGAAAGAGAUGACGGCUGCUGACGUCAUGGUUCAGAUCAAAGCUGGGAAAUCAGAGAUUGAGCGAAGAAUAUCUGCAUUUAUGGAGCGCAAGCAGAUGGAGAUCAAUGAAAACAAUGUGCGCGAGUUUUGCAACGUGAUCGACUGCAAUCAGGAGAACAGCUGCGCCAGAACGGACGCCGUUUUCACGCCAUAUCCGGGGUUCAAAAGCCACGUCAAAGUUUCUCGGGUUGUGAACACUUAUGGGCCCCAGACUGGUGGUCCUGGGGGGGGUCCCACAGAGGCCGGGGAGCAGCUGAGGGGCGGGGCGAUCCGAGACUGUGAAAACGCAGCCAUAGAGGAGCGACUGCAGAACAUCGAGACUCACCUGAAACUCCCGUCAGCCGGACCGGUUCCUCUGAGCGUCUUCCACAGGUUGAAGAAGCUGGAGGAUCGGAUCCUGGAGCUGGAGGGGCUGUCGCCCGAGUACUUCCAGUCCACGAAUCACCUGCACAAGCGGCCGAAGCCGUCCUUCACUCAGGCCUGCAGCCUGACGGAACUGGACCAGAAGAUCAGCGCCGUGAGAGCCGCCCUGAUGAAGAAGGCGACGGCGUUCGGGCCGGGAUGCGGGAGCGACUGCGGGCUGUGAUGCUCUCUCUCCAAAAAACCAAACAAUGGCUGCGCUAAUGCGCUCACCUGUCACGUUAUCGGCUCACCUUUCAUUAGCGGCAUUCUCAGCGGCUGUCACUUCAAAUCAGGACGAUCCAGGAAGCGCUCGGCAGGAACAAAAGAGCCGGCAAAUGGGAUCCAGUAAUGAGUACGGAUUCAAACCUGACAUUAUCCUCAGCAGACGCGCACGCGCACGUGCACACGCGCACCACUUCCUGCAACCUCUGAUGGACGUGCACGGAUCUGUGUGUGUUUGUAAAUGUGUGUGCACAGAAACACGUGCAUGUAUGUGUGUUUAUAAGUGUGUGCACAUAAAUGUGCACGUGUGCAUGUAUGUGUGUGUCUGAUUAGGUGUGUGCACAUGAACACGUGUAUGUGUUUUUGUGCACAUGUAUGUGCAUGUGUGUAUGUCUGUUGAUGGGUGUGUGUUUGUGCACAUAAACGUGCACGUGUGCUUAUGUUUGUGUGGAUAGGCGUGUGCACAUAAGCAUGUAUGUGUUUAUGUGCACACGCUUGUGCAUGUGUGGACGUUUACAUUCAUGUGCGCGUGUGCAUGUAUGUGUGUGCACAUAAACACGUGCACGUGUGCGUCGUGGUCUCUGCUCUCCGCGGCGCCGCUCUCCCAACAUCAUUAAAUAAAUGACCUGAAUGCUGCGCGUCCGUUUGGGAAGUGGGCGGGGCCAUUAGAGCGGCGUGCAGCGGGACGCCCGUCCACACGCGUCUCCGUAGACCAGCCUCACUGAGUUGGGUCAGACUGACGUCUCUGACCUCCGUCUGUUUCUUCUUCUGUGGUUUGAUGGGUUUCAUGAUGAAAUAAACAGACGUUGAAGCGUU
This is a messenger RNA of Oryzias melastigma (Indian medaka), 1877 nucleotides long. RefSeq names its product MAP3K12 binding inhibitory protein 1 (gene mbip). The transcript has 9 exons. Gene Ontology annotation, cellular component: cytosol. Bases 43 to 1023 code for a protein of 326 amino acids. The record is from RefSeq and is a predicted model, not a curated record. Lineage: Eukaryota; Metazoa; Chordata; Actinopteri; Beloniformes; Adrianichthyidae.